UCCCUGACUCAUACUUGCUAGGUGACCAAGGUUCGAUACCUCACCAUUCAAAAAUGGGAUGGCAAUCAAGUUUUUUGCUAGGGAUUGCCUUGCCAAAUUUUUAAAAGUGCCGCAAGGCGGAAAAAUCCACCUACACCCCCUACCUUUCCCCCAUGUUUUGUAAUCAAUCAAAAUGUAAUCAAAUUGAGAAAAAACUUUUAUUUUGUAACCAAAUUUGGGUUGUGUAGUAAAUGAAUCAUCAAAUGGCAGAAGAAAAAAUUUUUUUAAGUAAUAAAAUGUUAAUAAAUAUUAGAUUAAGAAAAGCGCCAGAAAAAUUUUUGUAAGUAAAAAAAUAUUUUGUUAGAUGAAAAUUUUUUUGCGAGGAUUAGAACGUUUUAGAAUAGCUCCGACUUUAGCGAGCAUUUUUUUGUUUUUCGAUUAAUUCCCAUAUGUUGAACAGUAAAAUCGUUAUUAUUCUAGAACGUCCCUCUUCCACAUUUUUUAGACUUGACUCGACAAAAAAAUGUCAAAAAAAAUAUGUACAUCAGAGAUCCUGCCAACAUAAAAAAAUCAAUCCCGAUUUUGGGAAUAGGGAAUUUCCGAGAAAAUAUUAA
This is a messenger RNA of Meloidogyne enterolobii, 593 nucleotides long. NCBI's taxonomy places the organism in Eukaryota, Metazoa, Nematoda, Chromadorea, Rhabditida, Meloidogynidae. The record is from the annotation of a GenBank genome assembly.